Molecule: messenger RNA, 2259 nt
Organism: Magnusiomyces paraingens
Lineage: Eukaryota; Fungi; Ascomycota; Dipodascomycetes; Dipodascales; Dipodascaceae
Exons: 1
Coding region: 1-2259 (752 amino acids)
Source: RefSeq, a predicted model, not a curated record
AUGAGGUCAACAAUUAAUCACGAAGGCAAUGUCAAGGCCUAUGAAGAAGAGAGAGAAGUUAUCGUGGUUCCAAGUAAAAAUCUGCACUUGGAUAAAGGAAGAGAGAGAGAGAAGAGAAGGCAGUUUGAGUUAAACACCGAGUCGUUAAAUAAAGGUGUCCAUGUCAAACAACCCGAGGUUGCUAAAGCUGAGCAUGCAGUUCCAAUAAUCAAAGAAGCCUCCCGGGUGCCUGUGCAAACCCAUAGCUCAGUUGGGUCUACCGGUAUUAGUGAUGAAGCUACCUGCGCGCCGCGUGAGAAGAGUCUCCGCCAGUAUAUCGAUAUUGAGGAUAACAGUUCCUCCAGUGAAGAAUCGUCCUUGUCGUCCGACGAUUACAACAACAUUGACAACAACAUUGACAACAACAUCGACAACAACAUUGACAACAACAUCGACAACAACAUCGACAACAACAUUGACAACAACAAUAACAACAAAGAUAUGUCAAUGCCCACUUUUGAUCAAAACAUUGAAGACGCUUCUGAAAUUGAUUUAGCCGAGCAGAUGCGCAAACUAGAUGUCCAAACCACACCAAUCAUGGGACAUUCUACACCCCGCAAUGAGCUCUCGUUUGAUCAUUCAGUAGGGAUCGGCCGCCCUAUGCGUCAAAUCAACACUAUCGAACCAAUGGAAAUUUUACAACGUAUUCCAACAAAUUUUCAUAAACAACCUGUUCUUUCAGAUCUCAACUCUGUUAGUCCACAACAACACCCUGAAGAUUACAAUCUUGAUUCCGUCAGCAUGAGUGUUGACGAUGAGCUGUCCACAUCAGCUAAACCCCCUGAAGCUAAUAUUCUUGAUGCUUCUAUUACUCGUGACCCUAAUGAGAUGGAUAUAAGUAUGAAGUCCACCACCCUGGACUCUGAUGAGAUGGAAAUAAGUAUCAACGCUAUUCACAUUAACACCACCGAUGAUUACAUUGCAACAACACCUCCACACAACAACUUUACUGGUAAAUCAUUUAUUGCUGCUACCCAGGAAGACAUCAACACUAAAGAUCCUUUAGUGCUCAACAAAAUUAUUCUGCCCGCUUAUCUUCAAUUCCCAGAUCAACAAAUUUUUACCCCUGCCCUAGUGGAUUCUGGCGCUCCCGCACUUUUUGUCAAACUGGAAACAAUCCAAAAAGCCAAUCUGGAUCACCUCUGUCAACCUUGCAUCAAGCAACGGUUAGCCAACACUGCAAUUGGUCCUGAAACUUCACGUCUUACUCACAAAAUUUUGCUUACUAUUGUUAUUGGUGACAUUUCUGUUACUGAUAUGUUCUUUGUUGCUAGCGAACUUUAUCAUGAUGUUGUACUUGGUGUUCCUUUUAUCAAAAUUUUUUGGCAAUUCAUAGAUUGGGAGUCUAAUACUUUUAACAACAUUGAGUCUAUCACACCAUCCGAGCUUUAUGCCAACAAAGUUCAAUUCGGUCGUCUUGCAAAAUCUAGGGAUAAUUCCUUAGGUGUUUGUGUCAUCAGAAUGGAAAACGAACCUGGAGGGGAGGAAGGAGUAUUACCAAAACAAUUUUCGGAAUUUAGUGAUGUCGUAACAAACGACCCACCGGAUAAACUACCACCACAAAAAGAUAUCUCACAUCGAAUUGAUACCGUUCCCACAGCAAAAAUCCCAGCAAAGCCACCAUAUCGUCUUUCACAACAAGAAAAUAAAAUUCUUACAACAGAAAUCGAAAAACUCAUCAAAACUGAAUUUAUUCGCCCAUCGUCAUCACCUUACAGUGCUCCUGUUCUUUUUGUCAAAAAGAAAGAUGGUUCCAUGCGUAUGUGUAUCGACUACCGUAUGCUCAACAACAUUACCAUCAAGAACCGUUACCCAUUACCCAACAUUGAUGACAUUCUCAAUCAACUACAUGGUGCAAAGUUUUUCAGCAAACUUGAUCUUCGCUCUGGUUAUCAUCAAAUUCGUGUUUUUGAUGACCACAUUCAUAAGACCGCUUUUUCAACAAACAAUGGUCAUUGGGAAUUUUUAGUCAUGCCUUUUGGACUAACCAAUGCUCCUGCUACUUUUCAAAAUUACAUGAACGACAUUUUUCGUCCUUAUCUCAACCAAUUUGUCGUUGUUUACCUGGAUGAUAUUCUCAUUUAUUCUGAGUCUAGUGAAGAACAUGAGAAACAUGUCAGAAUUGUCCUAGAACUACUUCGAUCUAAUCAAUUAGUUGCUAGUUUAAAGAAGUGUGCCUUCUUUCGUGAAUCACUUGAGUUUCUUGGUUUUCAAUGUUGA